AUGGCCGACCUCCCCAAAUACCCCGAAGCUGCAUUUUCAACACCUCCACCCGCAGAACCCUCGACCUCGACCUCAAUCCCAUCCCCCUCCCCUCCUAGACAGUCAGUGAAAGCCAAACCUAAACCCCCCAAGCGCAAAUGGCACAAGCACAAGCACAAGGCCCUGCAGUUCCUCCUCGCCCUGCUCGUCGUCGCGGCCCUCGGCGCCCUAGGAUACGCGCCGUACCUGUGGAUCAGCAAGUCGCUGCGCUGCAUUGAUGCCAUCGCCGCUGGGCGGCAGACGCUGCGGCAGUGCGGGUUCCAUGUGGGGUGUUGGUUAUUUUUGUGUUUUUGA
Molecule: messenger RNA, 333 nt
Organism: Aspergillus mulundensis
Lineage: Eukaryota; Fungi; Ascomycota; Eurotiomycetes; Eurotiales; Aspergillaceae
Exons: 1
Coding region: 1-333 (110 amino acids)
Source: RefSeq, a predicted model, not a curated record